AUUCGAGUGAAUCGCAACCAACACAUUUCAGAAGAAGAAAUCCAGGGGUCCUAUCGAUAUUUACAAAUUGAUCAAGGAGCGCUUCUUGACGGACAUUUGGGUUGGCGAUGGACACAUUUGAUGGCGGUGCCAGUGAAAACACCAAUGAAGCCAAGACUGUUGGUGCGCAGAGCCUGUAUGCGACGCUCGGCUUGUCAUCAAAAGAUGUGGAUGCACUUGCUCAGAUUCCUGAAAGUGAAAUUAGUGUAGAAACCCUCCCUCAUCUAAUCAUGCAGCUCAAAUCGAAGAGAGCCCAUAAUGAGUCAGCUACCGCAGACACCGACUUCAGAGACAAGUCCAGAAUUUCACAGGACAAGCUGAAUACACCCGAAAGAUGCACCAGUGACAGAUGCAGAAGCCCCUUGACUUCCAGCUCAGCGCAGCGCUCUGGGAGCCAUCAUGGGAGAGGGGAGGGGCAUAGGAAGGUUGAGAAGUACAACCUAAUCCCAGGAGGAAGAAAAGACCUGGGCUACAGGAAGUCAUCCCGGGAAAGACAAAGCGGGCAUCAUGUGACUGAGGAUACGGAGUCUGGUGACAUCCCAAUGGUUUUCCCACACAAAUGCUCUCUUUGCAAGUGUGUGCUGAAUUCCAUGAAGACAUGGAAAGACCAUCUUUCAGGUGUCCGCCACAAAUUACAUGAAUCGGAACGAAGUACUCGCUCAUUUCCACCCCCUAAAAGACCCUGCAACUCUGACUGGGAUCAGUACAUGUCCACCACAUCAGACCACCUCUACCCUCCUAAGCCCAAUACAAGAGUGGUAGUUGCCAAAUUUCCUAUGGGUGCUGUGGCCGUGGGGGAGCUUUUAGAGCUUGGCAAACCAUUCGGCACAAUUGUGAAACACCUGGUGUUCCCAGCAAAGGGAUUUUUGGAGUUUAAUUCUCACAAGGAGGCUCAGAAUAUGGUCAGUCACUUCCAGUUGAAACCAGCCUUCAUAAAGGAGAACCCAGUAAUCCUCUACUUAUCACCAACAGUGGAAGGCAUUUUUACACCACUCAAGUUUGAUGUGCCUUCACCAAAACGAACAAAACGUUCAAAUGCGCCUUCGGUGGUUUGUUUUUCACGUUUGCCUCCCGGGGAGGACGUGGAGGCUGAAGUGCUGGAGCUUGCAGGCAUGUUUGGUGAGGUGUGGCAGUCAAAGUUCACUGACAGUAAGGCCUUGAUUGAGAUGGUUGACUGGCGUGAUGCUGACAUCAUGGUGAAGUAUUACUACAGUAACCCACUGAGGAUUCAGGGCAAAAGUGUUAAAGUGUCCAUGUCGCACAUCACAACCCUGAGAGAAAAUAGUCCAGAGUCUGUGACCAGAAAAUCUGACUCAAGCAAGUACAGCAGACAAAGAGAAGAGUCUAUAUCUAGCAACAAGGACAAAAGUGACAGCUCAAACCAGGAAGCCACAGAGAAAGAAGACGAGUUGAUGGAAAGUGAAGACAAGGUUCUCGAUGAUGAGGAGGGAAUUCAGUUGGAGGAUGAACCUGGGCUGCUUAAUGAGGGGUCAGAAGACAUUGUGGUUAAAACUGAGGAGAAAGAAAAAAAGGAAGAGGAGGAAAAGAUGGAAGAGGAGAAACCUACCACUGCUGAGGAGGAGAAUAGAGAGAGAGGUUCAGAGCAGAAUCAAGAGGAAGAGGGUGAUUUGGAUGAUGCAGAAUUUCCAGAGAACAUAGAAGAUUUUGUUACAUUAGAUGAGCUGGACAACAAUGCAGGAGAUUCUACUGUGCCAAAGGAUAGUAAAGUAGUGGUGGUGUGGCCUGUAAAGAAGACGCCUGACUUGAUGAAGGAUCUUUACAGUUUGUCUGCACCCUUUGGCAGUAUGGUGAAGCAUUCUUUAUCCACAUUCAAACAAGAGGCUAUGAUCGAACUGGAAACAGCUGAAAACGCCCAGGAAAUGGUGCAGUUCUACAGCAAUCACAAGGCAACGAUAUGUGGCAGGCCGGUGUUUGUUUCCAUGUGCCUUACCAUGAAAACAAUAGAGAGCCCUAGUGGGAGGUCUGUUUUCAUCAGCUGUCUUCCCAACCAGAGGUACCUACGACAGAAAUACACAGACAAAUCCCUCUUCAAACUGACUAAACCUUUUGGAAAACUGACUGGCUACUCUCUGAACAGGUAUCAAGGAACGUGUUACAUGCAACUGGAAAGUACAAAGGCAGCUGAAAAAAUGGUUGCACAGUACAGUCGGAGGCUUUGCAAAUUUUGGGGGUCGGUGCUGAAGAUAGCUAUGUGCAGGAAAGGGGAUUCUCUGAUUCGCUGGAGAUACCCUGAAAAUGCAGAGGAAAGAGAGUUAAAAAAGGAAACAAAAGAAAUAAAACCAAGCACCGAAAGGACAGAAAAUGACCAGAACCAGCACAGUUCUUUACCGGAUUGUGAAGGUGUUGGUGGGGAUCCAGUUUGUGAAACUAAAGGUUCGGAAGAGAAUAGUCAGCUGGACAAAACCCCUCUGAACCCUUAUCAACCAGACCAAAUUGUGGGUGUGAACUACGUCAUCCCAGUGACUGGUUUCUUUUGCAAGCUGUGUAACAUAUUCUACACUGAUGAGAAGAGAGCAAAAUCAGAGCACUGCCGCAGCUUUGAACACUACAACAACAUCAAGCUUAAACAUGCUGAAGUGGUGGAAGAGGCAGAUGGACACCCAGAUGGCUGAGUGAAAGAAGACAAAGACAUUGUACUUUUGCGCCAUUGUUUUUUAUUUGUUUUCAUUCCAGUUAGUUUCCAUAUUCUUUCUGUUCAAUUGUUACAAGAGUGAGUGAGUGUAUGUGUGAGGCAGAUUUUGUGGACAAAAUUGUGUAGCCAUUGUGAUGGUUUGGAUGUUUAAUAGUAAGCAGAACGAACAUGUAUAUCAGCUGAAGGAGAAUGUUACGCUAAGCUCUUGAAAUAAACUCAUGUUUGUUUACUGUCACCUGUAUGCAUAGUAUGAAAGCUUUUCCAUUUCUACCUUGAUAAGAGCAGGUUACCAUUAGUUAUGCAAGCCACUUAAGUGUUCAUGACCGGUAAUGAAAUACACUGUGUGUGAGAGUGCAGGUUUACUUUGACAUAACACUGAAAUCUAAAAUGCUUAAACCUCAC
Sinocyclocheilus anshuiensis is the source of this 3094-nucleotide messenger RNA. RefSeq lists its product as uncharacterized. The transcript has 19 exons. The record is from RefSeq and is a predicted model, not a curated record. Bases 108 to 2672 code for a protein of 854 amino acids. Gene Ontology annotation, cellular component: nucleus. Gene Ontology annotation, molecular function: RNA binding; zinc ion binding. Lineage: Eukaryota; Metazoa; Chordata; Actinopteri; Cypriniformes; Cyprinidae.